AUGGGUAUUAUUGAAGAUGAUUUUGUGGAGGCUAUAAAGGAAUUCUUUUCAUCAAGAUCCAUCCUCAAACAAAUAAAUCAUGCUAUCAUUACUUUGGUGUCAAAAUUGAGGCCUAUUUCGAGUAGCAUUGUGGACCAAGCACAAGCCACUUUUGUUGAAGGUAGAAGUAUGACAAAAAAUAUCCAUCUUGCCCAAGAAAUCAUGAGACAAUUUAAUAGAAAGAGGAUUGCUCAUAGAUGCCUCUUAAAGAUUGAUCUAGGGAAAGCUUAUAAUUCGAUGAGUUGGGAUUUUCUAAAAGGAGUUCUUGAAGGGUUAUGCUUUCCUACGAAAUUUAUACAAUGGGUUAUGAAAUAUGUUACUUCUUCAGCAUAUUCCGUAGCUUUGAAUGGGAGUAUACAUGGCUUUUUCAAAGGUGGGAAAGGCCUCCAACAAGAUGACCCUCUAUCACCCUUCUUGUUUCUGCUUUAUUUUGAAUAUUUUUCAAGAAUGGUUAAGGCUACCUCUAAUGAUAGUGAAUUCAAUUAUCACCCUAAAUGUGGCCCCUUAAAGAUUACUCAUUUACCCUUUGCGGAUGACUUGAUGUUCUUUGCGAGGGGAGAUGUUAUGUCAGUGUAA
This is a messenger RNA of Olea europaea var. sylvestris, 615 nucleotides long. RefSeq lists its product as uncharacterized. The transcript is spliced from 2 exons. Bases 1 to 615 code for a protein of 204 amino acids. The record is from RefSeq and is a predicted model, not a curated record. Lineage: Eukaryota; Viridiplantae; Streptophyta; Magnoliopsida; Lamiales; Oleaceae.